Molecule: messenger RNA, 2578 nt
Organism: Otolemur garnettii (small-eared galago)
Lineage: Eukaryota; Metazoa; Chordata; Mammalia; Primates; Galagidae
Gene: DTHD1
Product: death domain containing 1
Exons: 10
Coding region: 1-2541 (846 amino acids)
Biological process (GO): signal transduction
Molecular function (GO): protein binding
Source: RefSeq, a predicted model, not a curated record
AUGUUGGACGCGGCCUCGCCGGUAAGAACUUUGAAUUCUAAACUUCUGUAUGUGACGAAGCAUCUCAAAAUCAGUAACUACGUUAAAACCAUUACUUUUAUAGACUGCCUCAUGAAAAUAAAUGAACAUUUGGGGAGCACUGCUACACUUUUGAAGAAAGAAGAAAGGGAGAUGUGUAAUUUAUGCGGCUUGCAUGAUGAGAGUUCUCUGCAGCAGACAAUGUCCACCAUUCAAGAUACCAAACCAACAGACAUUGCUGCAAAAAGGGAACUAAAUGUCAUAGAAACAGCUACUGUUUCUGCCACAAAUGCUGAGGAAAGUCAUCAGACACACCAGGUCCUGUUAGGAAAAAAUACAACACGUGCAAGUUCAGAAUUAGUGGGGGAAGGAGACCAGGCGCCACUGAGUGGCAGUGUAAUGGGGCAAGAAGAGUCACAGCACAAAAUGUUCCCAGAUAACACAGAAAACGAAGGUGAUAAACAAAUCAAACACGUGACUGCUGAGAGCAUAAGUAGUAACAAGGAAGAGAUUCAUGGCAUAAUCCGGACAACAGAGAUAGAAAUUGAAAAGACCACGGAAAGCCCGAGGGAAGAGAUGACCACAUCCACAGUCACAUGCAGUAUCGGCAAUACACAUGUAAAUAGUUGUCUUCCCAAUGACUCAGAGAAUAUAAAGCAAAAGGAUAACAUAAUGGAAAAGGAGUACUUUGAUGUGUUGAGUGAUGGUACUGACCCCCAAGUGUCUUGCUAUAUUACAGCACCAUUAUAUGUUCUACAGCAACUCAAAUGCCGGAUAAUUAAUCACAUGAGUUCUUUAAUAGUGAGUGAUUAUGAAGAGUUGGUCAGCAACGUCAUCACUAUUGAAUGUUCAGAUGGGGAAAACAAAAUUCCAUUUCCAAUAUGCAUUGCAAUUCCUUUUACUGCACAUUAUAGGGGAAAUUACAGAGAAAUCAUGGUGAAAGUGUGUGACGUUCACCUUCAAUCAAGUUACCUAAACCCAAAUUCACUGGAAGGGGUGACAGGAAGUUCUCAGGGGAACUGUGCUGCGGUGAAAAUUUACAAGCUGGGUAUCUUUUCUGUUGUGUCUUGUUUAAAGAAGGAGUCCUUCAUAGUAACCAAGAAAGGCCUCACUUUUAAGUCGAAUGUGGAUUCCAGAAUAUCCUUAAAUUAUUCUCCAGGAGUUUUCAGCUCACCAGUGCUUAUACAAUUAAAGAUCCAACCAGUUGACCCGUCUUUGGUGGCGUAUUUGAAAGCACAGCAAGAUACUUUCUACUCAGUGCUAUCCACAAGUCCUCUGGUUCACGUUCAGCACCCAUCAACUCAUCCUUUUCAGAAGCCAGUCACUGUAUUCCUACCUUGUUCUCCACAUCCUGAUAAAAAGAAUCUUGGGUCUGAGAUAGAUCAGAAAAGAACCACUAGUACCACAACAAACAGGAUCACACCUUCAUAUUUCAACUGGACAAAAAGCACCUCCAUAAGGAAAACUGGGAAAAAUGCCUCUGAAACUUUGAAAUUACUGGGAUUCAGAAGCCAAGACAGUGGCUGGUUUGGCGUGGAUGAUGUUGUGGUGAGAGCCAUACAGAGUGGCUUGAUCUCAUUUGAACUGAAUGAACAUUUAGAGAGGUUUAUCGUGGUACACCUGUCCUCUGUUGUGGACAACAGACAUUUGGUUACUUUUGUGAGAUCCUUAGAGGAAGCCCUGCUCAGCACCACUGCCUGCAUAGUACUGUCCCACCAGAAGAACGAGCCACAUCGCAUAGCUGUUUCAGUGGUGCCUUCUAAAGACUUAAACCAGGCACUCAAGAACUUGCACUUGGAAGGGUUUGGGGGACCACCGGAGCCAUCCCAGCAUUUCCAAGUAAGAGAAGGAGAACAACUUCUUUUAAGGUUUACUGGAAAUAUAUUUGCUUCAAGCAAUGGGAAGGAUUAUGGAAAAGAUUACAAACUUAUUUUUCACUUACAAAGAAAACCCAGGCUGAAACUCCAAAUCAAAGAGGUGGAUGAAUUUGGAAACUAUAGCUGCCCUCAUUAUAAGGGCACCAUUGUUGUUUAUAAAGUACCUAAAGAGAAGAUAGUCCCCAACUUGGACCAAUCUCUUAUAAUUUAUGAAACCAGUGGAUUGCUGAUUUGCAAAUUAUCACUGAGAUUGCCAAAGCAUAAAAAAUUAAUCAACCGUCCCCAGAGUACCAAAAGAAUUUCUACAGAUCCUACAGAAGCCCUUUGGGAUAACAUGCUCCACUGGCUGGCCGAGGAGCUCUCAGAAGAAGAAGAACAGGCCGAGGCUCUGUCCUCAUCCCUCCCUCUACGCCGCAGCACCAUUCAGCUCCUCAAACUCAAGAACCCGGAUGAUCUCACAGAACAGAUCCACGAACUUCUUUGCUUCUGGAAAAAAUCGCUCCCAACUUCCACCGACAAACUGCGCCUCCUGGCCCGUCAUCUCCGCAAGAUCGGCAGGAGGGAUCUCGCAGAGGUGCUCAGAUUCAAGUGGGAAAAUAAAGUGUUCACCGAACCGCAGCAGUGGCUCCACCCGGCCGCAGAGUAGAAGGCGUCUAUCUUGCUUUGCCCUAGAAAAAGGCGCA